AUGGCCGUCGGCUUUGUGGUCGAGAUUAACAAAAAGUAUGCAGUUGGAGUGCUGGAUAAAAUUAAAGACCUUCCCCCAGAAAUAGUGAAUCUGACUUAUGCUGGCUACAUUCUGUUUGCUGCCGGGGCCUUAAUCAUCUUCAUUGGCAUCCUGGGCUGCUGUAGCACAUACUGCAGGAAUAAGUGCGUGCUCAUGACUUUUUCCCUCAUCCUCCUCAUUGUUAUUGUGGCGGAGAUCACCGUACUAGUACUCAUUCUGUUUUACGAGCCUAAGGUGGCGAAAAUGCUGGAUACAAUUAGAGAAAAAGUUGCUAAGAACAUCAAGGAUAGCUACGGUCUAAACAACGACGUCACCAAUGCCUGGGAUGAGACGAUGUAUAUGUUUCAAUGCUGUGGGUACAACAACUACACCGACUUCACUGGCUCCGCAUUUGUAAGCAUGAUCUCACAGUACCCCCAGUUCUGCUGUUUUACAAAAUCUGUACAGUGCGAUCUUGCAGGAGCAAAGUCAGAGCAUGUGGAUGGCUGUUUUGUUGCUGUGGUGAAUUUCGUGAAGCAUAACUCUAUUAUCAUAGUGGUCUUGGCUAGUUGUGCCUUUGCUUUUCAGGUUGGUGCAAUGAUCUUAGCUUUUAUCUUGUGUAAGAUGUGA
Messenger RNA from Tachysurus vachellii, 648 nucleotides. Its product is annotated as tetraspanin-1-like. The record is from RefSeq and is a predicted model, not a curated record. The transcript is spliced from 6 exons. Gene Ontology annotation, cellular component: membrane. Lineage: Eukaryota; Metazoa; Chordata; Actinopteri; Siluriformes; Bagridae. Bases 1 to 648 code for a protein of 215 amino acids.